Symbiodinium sp. CCMP2456 is the source of this 1590-nucleotide messenger RNA. NCBI's taxonomy places the organism in Eukaryota, Dinophyceae, Suessiales, Symbiodiniaceae. The record is from the annotation of a GenBank genome assembly.
AUGUGGGCGCGCUUUCACCGCAGAGCAUUUGCGUCGCUGCUAAAACUGCAGCCGCCUCCCCACAGACAGGGCCUGCUGCCACUCCUGGCGCUCGGUGCUGGGACUGGUGUGCUCGUAUUGAAAAGACCUGCCAGCUCACCUUGUGCUGCCGAGCAGCAGAAGGUGGCAUUGAUCACAGGAAGCUCCACCGGCAUUGGCAAGGCAGUGGCCCAGCGCCUUGCUGCCGAAGGCUAUCGGGUGGUGGUGAACAGCCACAGCACGGUGGAAGAAGGGACAGCUUUGGCAGCUACCCUUCCAGGAGGAAUGUAUAUACAGGCAGACUGCAGCAAACGAGAGGGCUGCGAAGGCCUGGUCGAAGAGGUUCUCAAACGAUGCGGACGACUGGAUCUCUUAAUCUGCAAUGCCGGCCUGGGGAAGGUCAUACCGCAUGGGAAUUUGGAGCUAAUCGAUGAUGAGCAGCUGCUCAGUCGAAAGGUCACAUGGGUGCUGGUGACGGCACUGACAGUGUGCCUUUGCUAUGCCCUCGCCCGUCCCGCGAUAUGUUCAGACGUUGACAAGUGCCAGCUGCACCACGACAGUGCUGCAGACUUGAUUCCAUACAGCCGCUACAUUGCAUCAGCUUUGUCUGCGGUCUUGCUGCACGAGCUUGUCUCGGUCAUUCUUACGCAUCGGACGGCCAAGAAAGCGAUUCACCUCAUUCCGAACAUCAGGGAAUCCCUUCUCCCGUCUGCACUUCUCUGCACCACGUUCGCCGUGCUUCUUGCUGAGAACGCCGUGUUUCUGAUAGGGGACACAGCUUGGUUUGCACAUGCAGCUUCAGUUGGCGAUGCCGACUUGGACGGCUUGCCGGUGUACAGCGUCUUCUAUGCUGAGUGGCUGAUCAACGUUCCAAUUCUGCUUAUCCUGGCCGGGACGUGUGCACUUAGCCGUCCAGCACCAGAAGUAUCUGAGCCUCUGGUCAUCACAAACGUCUACAUGAUCCUUGCUUGGAGCGCAAACUUCAUCUCCAGCACCCCUGUCCGAUACUGUGUAGUUUGUGCAUCUUUCCUUAUGUACUUCCGGGCUUCUCGCGACAUGAUUCUAUGGGUUCUACGCUGGAAGAAAGACAACCCCGAAGGUCAUGUCCUCGGACGUCCUCUCUUGGCCAUCUCUCUGAUAGUCGUUUUCGGAGUAUAUGGGAUCGUGUACUUGGGAAGACUACAUGGCAUAGUCCCUUGGAGUGGCGAGCGAAUGUUUUUCCUCGUCAUGAACUUCACAACGAAGCUUUUCGCCUCCAUGGCGCUUGCAGGAAUUCGUUCCAGUGAAUUUCAAGAAGUUUUGUUGGGCAUGCUGGCGAACACACAAACAUCCUUCAAACGGGCCCUCAAUUACGAGGAUGCCUUCGUUCCAUGGUGGCGUCAGGCUGGCCGUCAAGCUGCCUGUUGGCCAAGCAUUCUUCUAGGCCCAGCUUCCAGCGAGGAUGGUAGGCUCCAAGCCUUCCAGCAGGCCGCGGACGCCAAUUCCUUGCAGCUGCAGGUUGAGGUGCAUCGUUUCCUCUUGCUGCCACGGGAGGGGUGCCGCAUGUCACAAGGCAGAGGAAGCCAGGGUUAG